Cornus florida is the source of this 1383-nucleotide messenger RNA. RefSeq names its product gibberellin 2-beta-dioxygenase-like. Lineage: Eukaryota; Viridiplantae; Streptophyta; Magnoliopsida; Cornales; Cornaceae. Gene Ontology annotation, biological process: response to light stimulus; gibberellin catabolic process. The transcript is spliced from 3 exons. The coding region runs from base 36 to 1046 and encodes 336 amino acids. The record is from RefSeq and is a predicted model, not a curated record.
UCUCUCUCUGUGUAAUCUCUGUGUGUGCAACAAACAUGGCGGUUUUGUCUCAGCCAAUGCGAGAUGAUAUCUCUCAGAUCAAAACAUGCAAGUCCACUGCUAGUUUUUUCACUGGAAUUCCAGUAAUAGACCUCUCAAACCCUGAAGCAAAGACACUCGUAGUCGAGGCCUGUCAAGAGUUUGGCUUCUUCAAGGUGGUCAACCAUGGCGUCCCAGUCGACCUCAUGACCAGAUUAGAAGCCGAAGCCGUCAAGUUCUUCAACUUACCACAGUCUGUGAAGGACAAGGGUGGCCCUGCUAACCCUUUUGGUUAUGGACACAAAAAAAUUGGCCAAUACGGCGAUGUGGGUUGGAUCGAAUACCUCCUUUUCACCACCAAUCCUGAAUUCAUUUCCCAGAAUCUCUCCAUUUUCCCAGAUAACCCAGAAAUUUUCUGGAGUGCUGUGAAUGAGUUUGUAUCAGCUGUGAAAAAGAUGGUUUGUGAAGUGUUGGAACUGAUGGCGGAUGGGUUGAAGAUUGAGCCAAGAAAUGUGUUGAGUAGGGUUUUGAGAGAUGAGAAGAGUGACUCUUGUUUCAGGCUUAACCACUACCCGCCAUGCCCGGAGCUUCAAGCAUUGAGUGGUCGGAAUUUGAUUGGGUUUGGGGAGCACACAGACCCACAAAUAAUAUCUGCGGUAAGAUCUAACAACUCAUCAGGCCUGCAAAUCUCUCUCGCAGAUGGGACAUGGGUCUCAGUCCCACCUGAUCAGUACUCCUUUUUCAUCAAUGUUGGUGAUUCCUUGCAGGUGAUGACUGGUGGGAGGUUCAGGAGUGUAAGACACAGAGUAUUGGCUGCCCGUUUAAAAUCAAGGGUGUCAAUGAUCUACUUUGGUGGGCCACCUUUGACCGAAAAGAUAGCGCCUUUAUCAUCGUUGAUGAAAGAAGGAGAAGAGAGCAUGUACAAGGAAUUCACAUGGAGUGAAUACAAAAGCUCUGCUUACAAGACAAAGUUGGGUGAGAAUAGAUUGAGUUUCUUUGAGAAAAAUGCAAAGCCAGUAGUUGAGUGAUCAUGUGGGUAGAAGAAUUUCCCAUUUAAGGAAAAACUGAGGUUUCCGUCAAGUCUCUUAAAGUGGGUGUGUUUGUGAGGUUGACCCGGGUACUAAUUGCCAUAGAUAGUUGUGAAUGAAAAAUAGGUUUUGCUUUCUUUAUUUCAUUUCAUCACCCACUUCUGCUUUUUGUGUGUUAAUUGCAACAACUACCAGCUAGCUUUAAUGCAAUGUUAUCUCAUCUUCUUGUCAUCAUGUCUAAUCUUAGUACAAAAGCUAUCCCAUAAUUUCAAGUGGAACUCCUUUGAAAAUGUGGAUACUACCAAAUGGGUUGUGUACUUUAUAUAUAUAUAAUUGA